UGGCGCGCGCGCCUGCUCAGUGCGCUCGGGCUGGGCGGUCUGAGCAGGCCUCUCGCUCCCUCCGGGCCGCCUUACUGCUCGCCCCGGCUGGCUGGGGAGGCAUGGAGCCGGCGGGCGGCGGCGGCGAUAGCCGCGGCCUCCCCUCCGCAGACCCACGGAGCACCUUCGUGUUGAGUAACUUAGCGGAGGUGGUGGAGCGUGUCCUCACCUUCCUGCCCGCCAAGGCGUUGUUGCGGGUGGCCGGCGUGUGCCGCUUAUGGAGGGAGUGUGUGCGCAGAGUGUUGCGGACCCAUCGGAGUGUGACCUGGAUCUCCGCGGGCUCGGCGGAUGCUGGCCACCUGGAGGAGCAUUGCUUGGUUCGAGUGGUAGCAGAAGAGCUUGAGAAUGUUCAUAUCUUACCACGGACAGUUCUUUACAUGGCUGAUUCAGAAACUUUCAUUAGUCUGGAAGAGUGUCGUGGCCAUAAGAGAGCAAGGAAAAGAACUACUAUGGAAACAGCAUUUGCCCUUGAGAAGCUAUUCCCAAAACAAUGCCAAGUCCUUGGAAUUGUGACCCCAGGAAUUGUAGUGACGCCAAUGGGAUCAAGUAGCAAUCGACCUCAGGAAAUAGAAAUUGGAGAAUCUGGCUUUGCUCUGUUAUUCCCUCAAAUUGAAGGAAUAAAAAUACAACCCUUUCAUUUUAUUAAGGAUCCAAAGAAAUUAACACUAGAAAGGCAUCAACUCACUGAAGUAGGUCUCUUAGAUAACCCCGAGCUUCGUGUAAUCCUUGUGUUUGGCUAUAACUGCUGUAAAGUAGGAGCCAGUAAUUAUCUGCAGCGAGUAGUCAGCACUUUCAGUGGCAUGAACGUCAUCUUGGCUGGAGGUCAGGUGGACAACCUGGCAUCGCUGACCUCUGAAAAGAACCCUCUGGACAUCGACGCCACUGGUGUGGUUGGACUGUCAUUCAGCGGACAGCGCAUCCAGAGCGCCACGGUGCUUCUCAACGAGGACGUCAACGACCAGAAGACAGCCGAGGCCGCGAUGCAGCGCCUCAAGGCCGCCAGCAUCCCCGAGCGGAACACCCUGGGCUUCAUGUUUGCGUGCGUCGGCAGGGGCUCCCAGUACUACAGAGCCAAGGGGAACGUGGAGGCUGACGCGUUCAGGAAGUUCUUUCCGAGUGUUCCUUUAUUUGGCUUCUUUGGAAAUGGAGAAAUUGGAUGUGACCGCAUAGUCACCGGGAACUUUAUACUGAAGAAAUGUAACGAGGUAAAGGACGACGACCUGUUCCACAGCUACACGACCAUCGUGGCGCUGAUUCAUCUCGGGGUGGCCAAGUGAAGCCCCUGCAGAGUGGUGCUCACGUCAGUGUGCGACUCGUGGGUUCUGCCUUUUUCAGAGAACGGACAUUUGGGGUAUGUGUAUUUCAAACAGGAAAAACUUCGUAUGUAUCUGUUUUGUAGUUUUGACACUCUAAAGAUUACUUGGUAGUUUUUAAUAUAUUAGAUGAAGGACAACUUCGUACGUAACGUGAUGCAGACCGAGCGUUGAGAGCUUUCGCAGCAGGCACGAGGGACCCGAUGGCGGCCACGUCGCACCAGGUCACAGGGCGGCUGUGGCGCGACUUCAGCCUCCUGCGUGGGGAGAGGGGCAGGAUUCAGCCACAGGAGGGCGAGGGGAGACCUGCCGGCGCCGUCUCCGCACUGGUAGGUGGUCUUUCAGCAGAACCGUGGAGACAGGUUUCUCCCUUAAUACAGGAGAAAGAUGCACAGGUGGCUUAAGGAGUCUUUCUCUGCUUUACAAUUGUCUUUCUUCAGAAGCUGUGAUAGUUAUUACUGACUUUUUGCUUACUUGAUAAAAAUUAAAGGACUACUUUUGUUUUAGUACUCAAAAGUUGCUUAGCCAAGUAAAUUGCCAAGACUAAUCAGUAUUUUAUUACUUCAUAAGGAAAAAAUUUUUCCUCAAGAGAAAUUACAAGAGAAAGUCCUUUUCUGCACGUACUAUAUAGCUAAUUGGCAGACCAGACAAUUACAUCACCUUAUUUUGGUUCUAUACCAAUAAAACACACCUCGGAAAUCCA
Camelus dromedarius (Arabian camel) is the source of this 2055-nucleotide messenger RNA. It is a transcript of the gene FBXO22, whose product is annotated as F-box protein 22. The transcript is spliced from 7 exons. Gene Ontology annotation, biological process: regulation of skeletal muscle fiber development; protein polyubiquitination; positive regulation of proteasomal ubiquitin-dependent protein catabolic process. The record is from RefSeq and is a predicted model, not a curated record. Gene Ontology annotation, molecular function: protein binding. Bases 102 to 1316 code for a protein of 404 amino acids. NCBI's taxonomy places the organism in Eukaryota, Metazoa, Chordata, Mammalia, Artiodactyla, Camelidae.